Molecule: messenger RNA, 904 nt
Organism: Ananas comosus (pineapple)
Lineage: Eukaryota; Viridiplantae; Streptophyta; Magnoliopsida; Poales; Bromeliaceae
Product: MADS-box transcription factor 50-like
Exons: 7
Biological process (GO): positive regulation of transcription by RNA polymerase II
Cellular component (GO): nucleus
Molecular function (GO): DNA-binding transcription factor activity, RNA polymerase II-specific; protein dimerization activity; RNA polymerase II cis-regulatory region sequence-specific DNA binding
Source: RefSeq, a predicted model, not a curated record
UUUGAUCGGAUCGAGAACACGGCGAGCCGGCAGGUGACGUUCUCAAAGCGGCGGAACGGCCUGCUGAAGAAGGCCUUCGAGCUGUCCGUCCUCUGCGACGCCGAGGUCGCCCUUGUCAUCUUCUCCACCGCCGGCAAACUCUACGAAUUCGCCAGCUCCAAUAUGCAGAAAACAAUCGACCGUUAUACAUCGCAUACAAAAGAAGACAUUGGAAGCAAGGAAGCAGCACAGCAGAGUUUAGUGCAAAGGAGAUCUGAAGCAGCCACAUUAGCGAAGAAGAUUGAGCUUCAUGAAACUGAGAAAAGGAAACUCUGCGGCGGCGGCGUAGAAUCAUGUUCUCUGGAGGAGUUGCAUGAUCUUGAGGCCGAACUAGAGAGAAGUCUCAGUAAAAUUAGAUCGAAGAAGCAAAGAAAGAUUUUGCAGGAAAUCUCAGAGCUAAAGGAAAAGGAGAGUUUGCUCUUAAAGGAGAAUGCGUUGCUCCGCGAAAAGGUGCGAACUCAACUGCUACCAACUGCUCCUGAUCAGCAUCUCAUUCCAGAUGAUCAACCGAACGGAAACAUGGAAGUAGAGACAGAUCUUAUAAUCGGAAGACCGGGAACCGGCGAGGCGCAGCAACAGUUGGCGAAUUCGAGCGAAACUUCGCAGUAAGUAUAUAUAUAUAUAUAUGUUUGCUAUCUGUGAACAAAUGAGCACUUUGACACAAGCAUUUGUACUGUUCGUCCGGUUGAAAGCAAAGAAAAGAAAAGAAACGGAAAAAGCUGUAUUUUUUUUCAAAAAAAAAUUCCUAUCAAGUCAUUUAUCAUUACUAGAGAGAAAUUUGUUUAAUGUACCAUAUACUUUGAUUACGAGGUAAAGAUAAGGUUUCAUGUUUAGUUCUUAUCUCAUUUGAUCAAAUUAAAGCAAA